Molecule: messenger RNA, 2550 nt
Organism: Diatraea saccharalis (sugarcane borer)
Lineage: Eukaryota; Metazoa; Arthropoda; Insecta; Lepidoptera; Crambidae
Source: the annotation of a GenBank genome assembly
AGUCGCGCUGCUCCUUGCGCUUGGCUUACUUUUUGUGAUGGCGUCGGUGGUCGUGUUCUGUGAUGUGUGAUACAAACUGUUUCUCGUCAAGUUAACAUUAUUUUCUAGUUUUAGAUAAUUAGUUAGUGAUAAUAUGAUAUAUGUAGUUCUUAUGAAAUUAGUUUUAAAGUUGUGAUAAUGGCAGCCAAGUCCACCGAUUGGAGGCCGGGCCCAACGGUUUGUCGAUGCUGCCUUUCCGAGGGAUGCUACAAAGAUAUUUCUACUGAAUAUUUUUGGAUGGGCAAGAGGGAAGUGUAUGCAGAAAUGCUUUUAGAUGCAUUUAAUCUCACUAUAUCUUACUCACAAUCUGGUGGUCCGAACAGCAACAGUCGGCUCAUUUGCGAACCAUGCAUCUCGAGGCUACGGGACGCGUCCGACUUCAAGAGGCAAGUGCAAGAGUGCGAGAAGACAUUCAUGCAGUACCUCGACCCUGGAAUAUCGUCCCUUACCGAAGUCGAAGUCCCAGUGGAACAGUUGGAGUCCCAAGUGAAAUUGGAGCAAGUCAAGGUGGAGAAACUGGGUAGCGACGACGGCGACUUCGACGACAGGGCGGACUUUGACGACGACGAUGACGAUCUUGAUGAUCAACCUCUAACAAAGUUAGCGAGCAAAGUGCCCAAGAGAGAAUCAGUAGACCUACUAGAUCUGCUAGAUAAUGCUAAAGCUGCCGUUAAGAGGAAAUCCACAGACAAAGCUAAAGCUGGACCGGCGAAAAAGAGCAAGACCACAAGCAAGAAGGAGGCGAAACCAACGAGCAGUAAAACUGUCAAAAUAGAGAAGAAGAAAAAAGCGGAUCGCUUCGACCCUGUGCGGGCGAACGCUGAGCUGAUAGUCCGGUACACCACAGCGUAUCCGUUCCGAGUCAAUGAUAAGUCGAUAUUAUGCGUCUACUGCCACGAACUUUACGAUGACCCCGAAGUGUUCAGAAACCACAUGGACGAGGAACACACGGCGUUCAAUAUAAAAGUAGCAUUCCACAAUUUGCCAAAGCCGGAAUUCAUUAAGGUGGACUUGACUAAUCUCAAAUGCAGGAUCUGCGUGGAGAAAUUUGACGAUCUCGACGCCAUAGCGAAUCAUCUCUCGAAUCACAACCAGAAGAUUAAUUUCAAACACAAAAUAGGGGUUAUGCCUUAUUAUUUGCAAAAGGACAGUUUCAACUGUGCCGUUUGCGGGAAGAACUUCCCGUCUUUGUUCCACCUCAAUAGGCAUACCAUAACGCAUUUCCUGAGUUAUGUCUGUCAUGUGUGCGGCUCUAGUUAUAUAGCGACUACCGGUUUGCUCAGACACGUUAGAUCUAAACAUCAAGAUUACGAAGUUACAUGUAAGAAGUGUGGGAAAGUUUUCCCCACGAUGGAGGCUAAGGAGAAACACCGUAGACAGGAGAAGUCGUGCAUGCCUUACUGCUGUCCGAAAUGUAACGAGAGAUUCUUGGAUUGGAAGUCGAGGAAACGCCACAUGGAAACUGAACACGGGCAGUCGAAAAAGACUUAUCGGUGUGCCGAUUGCGACAUCAGCUUCAAUAACGAGAACUCGUAUUAUGAUCAUUUUAAAUUGCAGCACUCUGAUGACUGCGCCAUGUGCAAAUACUGUGGCCUCAAAUUCUUGUCCAAGUACCGUUUGAAACGUCAUAUGUCGAAACACGACGGUACACCGUACUACCUCGUGAGAAGAAACGCAGAGCUUAUUAUUAAGCAUACAACGGCUUAUCCGUUUCGCGUGAAUCUCAAGUCAUUCCGAUGCGUUUACUGUGGCGACUUGAUAGAUGACCCCGAAGAAUUUAGGGCGCACAUGUCCCGGGAACACCAAACAUUCACACUCAACAUGGCCUUCGUCAAAUUACCCAAAACGGAAUCUGUCAAAGCCGACAUAGCUGAUCUAAAAUGUCGUAUAUGUAACUACCACUUCUCUAGUCUCCUAGAAAUAGCGAAACACUUAAAAGAGACGCAUAAUAAAUCCGUUAACCCCGAUGCUGACUUGGGAGUCAUGCCGUAUAUGUUAGAAAAGGAUAGAUGGAAAUGCGCUGUAUGCGAAAAGAGUCUGCCUUCACUUUUGCACUUAAACAAGCAUACCAUCACGCAUUUUCAAAGUCACAUAUGCGAAAUAUGUGGAAAGAGCUACAAAGCUUCUACGGGGCUAGUGCAACAUAUAAGAGCUAAACACGACGAAACCAAUAAAGCGUUUUGCAGACGCUGCCAAACUGUGUUCCCUUCGAUGGAAGCAAAAGCUGUGCACCAAAGGACGGAGAAGCGUUGCAUGAUCCAUUGCUGUUUAGAAUGCCCUGAGAGAUUUCCAAGUUGGGAGACUAAACAGAAACAUAUGGUGGAGACGCACGGUAUGGAGAAAAAGACGUAUCGUUGCACAAAUUGCGAUUGGGUGUGCGAGGAUCGUAGGGCGUUUUAUGAUCAUUUCAAGUUGCGACAUUCGCAGGAUUGCCUUUUGUGUAUUCACUGUGGUCUUAAGUUUGCCACCCCUUCGAGAUUGAAUAGACAUUUGGAAAAACAUGUGUCCUAA